Molecule: messenger RNA, 3842 nt
Organism: Dicentrarchus labrax (European seabass)
Lineage: Eukaryota; Metazoa; Chordata; Actinopteri; Moronidae
Product: vasoactive intestinal polypeptide receptor
Exons: 13
Coding region: 182-1513 (443 amino acids)
Biological process (GO): cell surface receptor signaling pathway; adenylate cyclase-modulating G protein-coupled receptor signaling pathway
Cellular component (GO): plasma membrane
Molecular function (GO): G protein-coupled peptide receptor activity; peptide hormone binding; vasoactive intestinal polypeptide receptor activity
Source: RefSeq, a predicted model, not a curated record
GAAGAGGAUAUCAGGAGCGGAGUAAUUCACUCCACUCAGAGCGCAAGAACGCAUAGUGUCUGCAAGGGGACGCACACUAACCUGCGCCGGAUUAACACUACAUUUACACUUAUUUUACUUAAUUUUGUUUUGCUACAAUAUAUAUCUAUUUUCUUUUAACGAAUUAACUCCUCUUAAGGAUAUGUUGGUGGAAGUUUCAAAGAGCAUAUUCAUCCUUCUCUGCUGCAUGUUGCUGGAACCCGUGUUUUCAGUGCAGAAUCAGAUGUGUGACAUGAUGAAGGAAAUAGACAAGGAGAAGGACAUGUGUGAGGCUCUGAUUGAGAACAAAACAACAGGUUGCAGUGGGACAUGGGACAAGAUCACCUGCUGGCCCAGUGCCAAUGUUGGAGAGGUGGUCACCAUUCCCUGCCCCAAAUAUCUCUUCUACUUCUCCAGGGACGUCCAUACACGUAACCUGUCAAAGGCCUGCACUGAGGAUGGCUGGACCCCAAUCAGUAUAGACUCCUACAUAAUGGACUGUGGCUACAACCCCAACAGCACCAUAGAUGAUAACGAGGGAGAAUUCUUUGACGCCAUCAAAGUGGGUUACACCAUCGGUCACAGUGUGUCGCUCAUUUCUCUGACGAUCGCCAUCAUCAUACUGUGUCUCUUUCGGAAGCUGCACUGCACGAGGAACUACAUCCACAUGCAUCUGUUUAUGUCUUUCAUCCUGAAAGCCGUGGCUGUUUUCAUCAAGGACGUGGUUCUGUAUGAGGUCGGGGAGACAGACAAUUGCCAGUCAACUGUGGGCUGCAAGGCAGCGGUGGUCUUCUUCCAGUAUGGGAUCAUGGCGAGUUACUUCUGGCUGCUGGUGGAGGGCCUCUAUCUCCACACUCUGUUAGCUGUUUCCUUCUUCUCUGAGAGGAAGUACUUCUGGUGGUACAUCCUGAUUGGUUGGGGGGCUCCAACCAUCUUUAUCUCAGUGUGGGUGAUUACAAAGGCUUAUUCACAUGAUCCUGGAUGCUGGGAGAUAAUUGAUGAUAAACCAUGGUGGAUCAUCAAAACACCUAUUUUAGUCACCAUUCUUGGGAACUUUUUCCUCUUCAUCUGUAUAAUCCGGAUUUUGCGACAGAAGAUGAAUUGCCCCGACAUCGGAAGAAAGGAAUCCAAUCAGUACUCGAGACUGGCUAAAUCCACUCUGCUGCUGAUACCUCUCUUUGGCAUAAACUACAUUAUUUUUGCCUUCAUCCCUGACCACAUCCACCCACAAGUGAGGAUGGUGUUCGAUCUUAUUCUGGGGUCAUUUCAGGGUUUCGUUGUUGCUGUUUUGUACUGCUUUCUGAAUGGAGAGGUGCAGGCGGAGAUUAAGCGUAAGUGGCGCAGAUGGAUGCUGCAGAGGUUCCUGGGGGCUGACACAAAGUACCAGCAGCCCUCCAACGGCAACAACUUCAGCACCCAGAUCACCAUGUUGACCAAAUGCAGCCCCACAACACGCCGGGCAUCUGAGUGUCAGGAGCACCUCUCUGCCAUCUGAAACCCAUCUAAAAGUGAACUCACCUCUUUGUUUUUAUCAUUAUGUGCUGAAUGCGUGCACUGUUGCAGUGUAAUUGAUAUGCAGUGUUUUCUUGCUAGGGUGGAAAGGCAACUGAAACCACCUACAGAACACAUCACCUGUUUAGUAAAUAAGUUACAUUAACUUAACAAGAGGAAUUGAAAUGGCCAUUUUCACAGACUGUUCCAAUGGAGCUUUGAUCAGUGAGGAACUUCCAUUGUAUUGGAGGUUGACCACACUGACUGAUCUGACGUUCGUGUGUAUAACGGCCAGUGUCACACGGAUAUUAUAGGCAAACGGUUUAGUUCCUGCUACACUGUAAGACUUUGUUCAGAUCACAUGAUGAGUAAACAUGAACUGACAACUGAUUUGUUGAAAAUAAAAUUAACAAAGUAUUUUAUAAGUAACGCACUACAGAAAUCUGCAGGGAGGACAGAGAUCUUUGUGACCACUAUGUGAAUUAAAGUGAAAUGGAGCUCUUGGCCAGUGUUUUCCAUCAGAUGUUAAGCAAUAGAUGGAUAGAGCCAGAGAUGAGCUGUGUCCUAUAAGUAGCAAGAUGUUUAUUAAAAGGGUGUGUUACACAAGAGGACUCCAAGCACUUAACUUAAUGGCUCAUGUUGCUUAGGGAACUGAUGGUAACAACAUUAAUGACAUUGUCAGUCUGCCAUGAACAGUGGUCACUGAGGAGGAAUCUAUAGCAUAACCAACAUGCUGGACGUUCCUAUCCUGUCUACUAUCCUGUCUAUGACAGUUUUAUACGGGGCAUACACUCUGCUGAAUUACUGCCGGAUAACAUUCCAGAGGAGACACAAAAGCUCCCGCUUGUGAAAUUUAUCUGAGAUUACAGAGGCUUUUAGUUUUCCUGAGUGCGUACUCGGUUCAUUUUUACUAUUUCUGCAACUAAUGGACCAGAUGCAUUCCUUUAUUAGUCCAUAAUACACAACAUUGUGAAUAAACAUGUGGCAACAGUGAUUAACUUCCAUUAACUGGAUUGCAUGGACAAGUCAUGUCAUUGCAUUGAUUGUUAUUUUUUUAUUCUAUUCUAUUCUAUAUUUAGAUAUUAAAUGAAUAUGUUAUUGCAUCCUACUGUUUUUAGCCACUAGCGGCAUGGCUCUGUGCAUUGUCAGCACACCACUUUGGUCCAGUCUGAAGUAUCUCGACAACUGUAUGGAGAGAUUGCCAUGACAUUUUGUACAAAUAUUCAUGGGUGAAUCUUAAUGACUUUGAUGAUCCUCCUCCACUUUUUAUCUAGCUCCACCAGCAGGUCAAAGUUUCCAAUUAUAUCUAAUGAAAUAUGUCAUCAUCUACAAGAUGGAUUGGGACAAUAUGUUUUACAGACAUUCAUUAUUCCUUUUAGAUGAAUUGUAAUGACUUUGGUAAUCCCCUGACUGUACCGCUAGCACCAGUGUAAGGUUUAAAAUUGUGGUUUCAAGGGAAAUGUCUCAUCAACUUUUGAAUUAAUUGCUGUGAAAUGUGUUUCAGACAUUCAUGUUCCAAACCCAGAUGAACUGUAAUAAUUAUGGUUUUACUUUUCAUUUAGAGACAUCGUCAAGUAAAAAUGUCAAUUUGUCCGAUACUUUGAUUUGACUAAAUAACUACAAAACUAAUGACAUUCCCAUCAGCCUCAGCUGUACUUUGUAUUUAGUGCUAACUAACACAUGUUAGCAUGCUAACACCUUCUAAACAUCAUAUAAUCUUGAUGUAAUAGAGUUUAUCAAGCUAUAUGACACCAUGCAUGAUGGUUGUCACUCUCUCUCUCUCUCUCUCUCUCUCUCUCUCUCUCUCUCUCUCUCUCUCCCUCUUUGUGUGUGUGUGUUUAAUAAUGUUUUCAAACAUUUAUUUGAAGCCACCUCCUGCUAAAAAAAGACAUUUUCAGACGUUAAUAUGAACAGGCAGUGACAGUGUCACAUUUCAUUAAGGGGAAACAUGUUGGAGUUAGUUAGUUAGUUAGUUCCCCUUCUUGUUGUACCAGUGUGUGUAAACCUGAAACUGAAACUAACUGAAAGUACCUCAGGCUAAAUAUCACACACAGCUGUUGUAUAUAAUGUGAAACUGUAUAUAUACGGCUAAAGAACUGGCUUAUAAUGUGUUUUUCGUGGUGAUGAUUUAUAGUGCUCAGGUGUCAACUGGAAAUUGAUGUUUACAUUUAAAACUGUGCAUUCCUCACUCAUGCUGUUUGCAUGAUGUCAGUAAAGUGUCUCUUAUUUGUUGUAAAGUGUGUGUAAAUAUGUUAUCCUGUACAGUAUGUGGAAUCAUCUGUAAAGAUGUUAUUGAACAAAAUGUCAGACUGAAUAAAACCAUUUGCACUGUG